Haliotis rubra (blacklip abalone) is the source of this 8191-nucleotide messenger RNA. RefSeq names its product E3 ubiquitin-protein ligase HECTD1-like. Gene Ontology annotation, cellular component: nuclear speck. Gene Ontology annotation, biological process: proteasome-mediated ubiquitin-dependent protein catabolic process; protein K63-linked ubiquitination; anatomical structure development. NCBI's taxonomy places the organism in Eukaryota, Metazoa, Mollusca, Gastropoda, Lepetellida, Haliotidae. Gene Ontology annotation, molecular function: metal ion binding; ubiquitin protein ligase activity; protein binding. The record is from RefSeq and is a predicted model, not a curated record.
GCAUUUCUCAGCACAGUGUUCGUGGAUUUCCCCUUUACGCAUUAUAAUUUGUCAGUUUCUGCAUUUACAAUGAUUAUAUGAAGGCAGGUGUUAUCCUUUAUCGGGAUAAGUAUACAGGGUGGUGGCCACAACCUACGGUUCGCCGUAGGAGUCACCAAACUCGAAUAUCAAUGCAGGAAGUGUGAUCGAACAGUGUCAGACGAGUCAUCGAUAGUACGGAAAGACAAAAGUAUCGUCUGGGGAAACAUCGUACUACGCAUAUUAUGGACGUAUCUGACGAACUGGUUUGACAGUAGCCUAUUCUCAUAGGCUUCUGUGUACAUUGUGUUUAUUCUUUGGGAUAUAACCGUCCAAACCAGCCUCAAACCUCGCCUCAGUACUUUGUUUUGGUGGGUUUUUCUCGAGCAGAGGAAACAAAAUGGCGGAUGUAGAUCCAGAAACCUUGUUAGAAUGGCUACAGAUGGGCCAAGGAGACGAGAGAGAUAUGCAGCUUAUCGCACUAGAACAACUGUGUAUGCUGCUUCUGAUGUCGGAUAAUGUGGAUAGAUGUUUUGAAAGCUGCCCUCCACGCACUUUCCUACCAGCACUUUGCCGUAUCUUCCUGGAUGAGUGUGCCCCAGACAACGUCCUAGAAGUGACAGCCCGUGCCAUCACCUACUACUUGGAUGUCUCUGCUGAGUGCACCCGCAGAAUUGUGGCUGUAGAUGGCGCUAUCAAGGCUCUGUGCAACCGGCUGGUUGUUGCUGAGAUGUCUUCCCGUACGAGUAAGGACCUUGCAGAGCAGUGCAUCAAAGUCCUGGAGUUGAUCUGUACACGAGAGUCAGGUGCAGUGUUUGAGUCAGGAGGACUGAACUGUGUCCUGACCUUCAUCCGUGAGCAUGGCUCCCAGGUCCACAAGGACACCCUUCACUCUGCCAUGUCAGUGGUGUCACGGCUCUGUGGCAAAAUGGAACCGCAGGACACUUCACAGGAGACGUGUGUGGAGUCUUUAUCAACCCUGUUGGAGCAUGAUGACCAAUACGUUGCUGAUGGAGCACUCCGUUGCUUUGCUUCAUUGGCAGACAGAUUCACCCGACGUGGGAUCGACCCUGCCCCCCUUGCCAAACAUGGCUUGAUCCAGGAGCUGCUGCAACGCCUACACCGUGUGGGGGAGGCUGGACACAAUGUCUCUCUCACCAGUACUCCCGGUACAGCGAACAUGGCCACAGAGUCCAAGUCCAGUCCCAGUAUGUCCACUGUGAUAAGUCUCCUGUCUACAUUGUGUCGAGGAUCUCCUGUCAUCACCCAUGACUUGCUGCGCUCAGAAUUGCCUGAAGCAGUGGAAAGUGGGCUGAGAGGGGAUGAAAGAUGCUGCCUGGACACAAUGAGGUUGGUGGACCUGUUGCUGGUGCUGCUGUUUGAGGGAAGGAAGGCGCUGCCCAAGACUGGCGUGUGUAGCAUCACUAGUCGCCUGCCAGGGCUGAGACGCACAGACAGUGCAGGGGAGAGGUCACAUCGGCAGCUUAUUGACUGUAUACGCAGCAAAGACACGGAUGCUCUCAUAGAUGCUAUAGAUAAUGGUUUUGAAGUCAACUUUAUGGAUGAUGUUGGUCAGACUCUCCUCAACUGGGCCUCUGCAUUUGGAACCCAAGAAAUGGUGGAGUUCCUGUGUGAACGAGGAGCUGAUGUCAACCGAGGACUGCGGUCCUCAUCUCUCCACUAUGCUGCCUGUUUCGGCAGACCACAGAUUGUCAAAACACUAUUGCGGUAUGGCGCCAAUCCUGACCUGCGUGAUGAAGACAGCAAGACCCCGCUGGACAAGGCUCGUGAGAGAGGGGACGAGGGUCACAGGGAGGUCAUCCAGAUCCUGCAGUCUCCAGGUGAAUGGAUGGUACCAGUCAACCGAGAAGGAGCACAGGCCACAACAGAAGGAGAGAAGGAGAAAAAGGAAGAGAACAGUGAAUCGGAGAGAGUUGACUCGGCUGAGCCCAAGGGCGAUCCUGAGGUGGCACCACUAUAUGUGCAACGACUGCUGCCGGUCUUCACACAGGUGUUCCACAGUUCCAUGCUAGCCUCAGUCAGGAAAGCCAGUUUGUCUCUGAUCCGCAAAAUGCUCCAUUACAUGGGGGGCCCUCUGCUGGAUGAGAUGUGUGGGCCAGAGUUCACCUCCCCCAACUUUGCUUCAUCCCUCACUGAGGUCCUCGCCACCGUCCUGGACACAGAGGACGAUGAUGAUGGCCACUACACAGUACUGCAGAUCACACAGGACCUCAUGCAGAAGGGGCAGAGCACCUUCCUGGAACACUUUGCUCGCCUCGGACUGUUUGGCCGUGUCUUGGGACUGGCCGGUCCGCCGCCGGAGGAAGAUGAGGCCGUUGUGAAAGUGAAGGAUGAGAAGUUCUGCAUCAAGGAGGAGGAAGAGACAGUGGUGGAGGAUGCCAGGGAGAUUGUCCAGGGGAAACCGUAUCAUUGGCGAGACUGGUGCAUCGUGCGGGGCCGCGACUGCCUAUACCUGUGGAGUGAUGCUGCUGCCCUCGAACUCUCCAAUGGAAGUAAUGGCUGGUUCCGCUUUAUUCUGGACAGCAAGCUGGCCACCAUGUACUCCAGUGGCAGCCCAGAAGGGGGCUCUGACAGUUCAGAGAACCGUGGUGAGUUCCUAGAGAAGCUGCAGCGUGCACGGAGUCAGAUCAAGGCUGGCACCCCGAGCCAGCCCAUCAUGACCCAUCUGUGUACCACCCGGCUGGUGGUUGGCAACUGGGCUCUCACCUGCAAGAAGGAGGGCGAAGUCCAGAUCCACAACUCUGAUGGCCAACAGGCCACAAUAUUACGAGAAGAUCUUCCUGGAUUCAUCUUUGAGUCAAAUCGUGGCACCAAACAUUCGUUCACAGCGGAGACAUCACUAGGGCCGGAGUUUGCUGUUGGCUGGGGGGGCAAGAAGAGCAAGAAACUUAGAUCAAAAGUAGACGCCAUUAGAUCGAAGGUGAAGAGUUUAGCUCGAGAGUUGUAUGAGGAUUACUUCAAGGUGGCGGAGGCCACACCCAGGGGUGUUGUUGCUAAGCUGUGUGGGAUAGUUCAACAGUUGGAGUCUUCCUGUGCUAAACAGAUCAGUCAGAUCAAGUGUACAAAUGGAGAUGUAACAUGGCGGCAGGAGAUGCGUAGUGCACUGGAGGAGUUGGUGUCGCUGCUGAAGGAUGAACACACCAUUUCUUCCUUCGAACUGUACAGUAGUGGCCUUGUCCAGACGAUGCUCAAUGUCCUCAACAAUAAUAUGGAAGAUAUUCAAACGAAGGAGAGCAAGAAGAGGACUAAAGAUAGAAUAAACAUUUUCAAGACGGUCUUUCAUGAAAAAGAGAGACUAACUGAGGAUGGUGUUGCUCCAGCAAUCCAGUUGACAAGGAAACUCAUCUCUGCGCUGGAGUCAAUUGAGAAGCUGCCUGUGUUUACAUAUGAUCUGCCAGGAUCUGGGUAUGGGCUACAGAUAUUAACGAGGAGGCUCAGGUUCCGGCUGGAGAGGUCAACAGGGGAGACUACUCUGAUAGACAGAACUGGUCGUAGCCUGAAGAUGGAGCCACUGACCACUGUGUCGGACCUUGAGAGAUACCUGCUAAAAAUGGUUGCUAAGCAAUGGUAUGACUAUGAGCGAGUGACCUUCAACUUUGUGAAGAAGCUGAAGGAGAAUGAUGGCCCUAUUACGUUUGUCCACCAGCAUGACUUCGAUGAAAAUGGCCUCCUAUACUGGGUUGGCACCAAUGCAAGAACUGCUUAUGAAUGGGUGAACCCAGCUCAGUAUGGCCUGGUGGUGGUCACAUCGUCUGAGGGCCGCAAUCUGCCAUACGGCAAGCUGGAGGACAUCCUGUCUCGGGACAGCGCUGCCCUCAACUGCCACACCAAUGAUGACAAGAAGGCGUGGUUCGCCAUCGACCUGGGUGUGUGGAUCAUCCCCACAUGCUACACACUCCGUCAUGCCAGGGGAUAUGGAAAAUCGGCUCUGCGGAACUGGAACUACCAGAUGUCAAAGGAUGGAAUGACCUGGCAGACACUGUACCACCACACCGACGACUGCUCACUCAAUGAACCAGGGUCAACAGCCUCAUGGCCAGUGGAGGCUCCAAAGGAUGAGAAGCAGGGCUGGCGACACGUUCGUCUUCAUCAAACUGGGAAGAAUGCUAGUGGCCAAACUCAUUACCUGUCCCUGUCAGGCUUUGAGAUCUAUGGAACUGUCACUGGUGUCUGUGAUGAUAUAGGUAAGGCAGCCCGAGAAGCUGAGGCGAAUCUGCGCCGUCAACGGCGCAUCCUGCGGACCCAUGUGCUGAAGCAGAUGAUGCCAGGCGCGAGAGUGGUGCGGGGGAUGGACUGGAAGUGGCGGGACCAGGAUGGCAGUCCCCCAGGAGAGGGGCUCGUCACAGGGGAGCUACAUAAUGGUGAGGAGCGUGACAGCUGGGUGGAUGUUACAUGGGAUGCUGGUGGCUCCAACUCAUACAGGAUGGGAGCUGAGGGGAAGUUUGACCUUGCCCUUGCUCCUUCACAUGACCCAGACAAGCUGCGGUUCACCAAGGCCGAGCAGACUGCUACAGGUGUGGCCAAGAACAGAACGGUCGGGUCAUCGGUAUCUGACAAGGUCAAGGUGAGUGUGUUGACCAGCAGGAAGAGCAGUUCAACCCCGAGUCUGAGUGAGGUGUCCGAAGCUAAGGCGUCUGUGGCCAGCACAGAGCAGGCAUCUUCUGCGGAGAAUCUCACCUCCAGUAUGAAGGCUGUCAGGGAGGCUGCUGAGAAUGUUGCAGAGAGUAUGGUAAAUCGAGCCAGCUCGGAUGCUAUUGUCAUGGUGACAGUCGACCAGGCUGAUGAAUCUUCUGAUAGAACUCUGACAAAUGAUCCGGUGGUGGUGGUGCAUAGGGGUAGCGAAGACACGUCAGGCAACAGUGAGUGUGGGUUGAUGGACACAGCAUGUGAGAUGGAGGUGGCCCAGGAGCCAGUGCGGGGAGCCGUGGGGGGAGUGAAGGAGGUCCACCACCUUUCCAAUGCCAACCGAGAGAAGCAGGCAAAGAAUGAGGCAGCCAAGAAGGCAGAUUCCCAGACACGCAGCUCCCCUACAAACCUGAUGAGCGUCAGCGUUCCCAACCUACCCACCAGCAUGGAGCAGACAGCUAGCCUCCUUGACACGUUUGCUGCUGCGGCACGCCGCAAUCUCUCUGGAGGAAGUGGCAGCAACAUCGUCCGCAAUGCCAAUGCCAGCAGUCUGGUCCGACUGGCACUGUCCAAUUCUCCCAGCAAUCUCCUCAGUGCUGCCCAAAGCUACCCCAGCCUUACUUCCUCUGCGGGUCAGACGUCCAACACACUGACCACCACACAGACUAUGGCCAAUGUGACGUCACUCAGCCAGGCCCUCACUCGCAGCCUCACGUCCACCUCCAGUGAGAGUGAUAAUGAGUUCCUGGACAGCUGCCGGGCAACGACACUCCUGGCUGAACUAGAGGAUGACGAGGAGCUGCCGGAACCGGAUGAUGAUGAUGAUGAGAAUGAGGAUGAAAAUGAAGAUGACGAGGACUAUGAUGAUGUUUUGGAGGAAGAUGAGCUGGACACCCGUGAUAGACGGACUUGGGACGAUGAGUUUGUUCUCAAGCGUCAAUUCUCCGCUCUGAUUCCUGCUUUUGAUCCCCGCCCAGGGCGGACAAACGUCAACCAAACUCAGGACUUUGAGAUCCCUGCUCCUGGUGCUGUAGAUAAUGGAGCAGGGGAACAGAGGGAGAUGGUGGCUCAGCCCCGACUUGUGCUGGCUCUCCGAGCUCCCUGUCUACCAGGGAUGAACGACGAAGAGUUCUUGUUGGCUGAUGCUGGGUCUUGUGUCUUCAAAUACGUACAACACCUCCUGACACUAGGCUCUCAUGCCGGACGCAACGAGCGGCUGAAGAGGAUCUGGGAACCCACAUACACGAUCAUCUACAAGGAGCUGAAGGAGGAUGAGGAGAAAGACUCUGACAAGGGAAGCAAGACGUCCUCCCCAGUUGACAAGUUUGGGGUGCUGCGGCAGAGUCUGCUUGACUGGGAUCUGCCUCGCGCCGGUGACAUCACCAGCUGCACCGUCGACCAUGUCCUUAACCUGCUACAGCGACUGUUUGCCAUCACCAUGGAGCAGGCCACACCCAGUAAGAGGAAUGACAACAGCGAGGUUCAGUUAAACAUUCCAGCUGAUGAGUUUAUCAGCAAGAAGAUCACUAACAAGGUUGUGCAACAAAUUCAGGAUCCCCUGGUGCUAGCCAGUCACGCCUUGCCAGAGUGGUGUGAGCAUCUCACACGAUGGUGCCCCAUGCUGUUCCCCUUCGAGACGAGGCAGCUCUACUUCACCUGUACAGCAUUUGGCACCUCUAGAGCAAUCGUGUGGCUGCAGAACAAACGUGAUGCCAGUAUAGAGCGGAACCGUGGCCCGCUGCCUCGCAGAGAUGACGGCCAUGAGUUCCGUGUGGGGAGGCUGAAGCACGAGAGGAUCAAGGUUCCACGUGGGGAGCAGCUCCUGGAGUGGGCUAUGCAGGUCAUGAAGCACCACGGCAAGAGGAAGGCUGUGCUUGAGAUUGAGUUUGAGGGUGAAGAAGGAACUGGUCUAGGACCGACACUUGAGUUCUAUGCUCUGGUUGCCGCGGAGAUGCAGAGGAAGUCCCUGGGCCUGUGGUUGAGUGAUGAUGAUAUUGUCGAUACUUCAGAACGAGAGGUUGAUAUUGGUCAUGGUGUACGCCCGCCAGGCUAUUAUGUACAGAGAAUUGGGGGACUGUUCCCUGCUGCACUGCCUCAAGACAGUGCAGACAUGGAUCGAGUGGAAAGAAUCUUCUUUUUCCUGGGUACCCUCCUAGCCAAGUGUCUGCAGGACAACCGGCUGAUUGACCUGCCCCUGUCCCGCCCCUUCCUGAAGCUAAUGUGUAUGGGCGAGGUGGGGCACAACAUUGCCCAGCAGUAUCACGACCUCUCCCAGAAGGGCUACGGCAACAUGCUGGAGUCGUGGCACAGCGAGAGCAGCGACAUGAUCACCAGCAUCGAGGAGAUAGAGAAGGAGAUGAAGAUGGAACAACCCAAGUCUCGCCACAAUCUCCUCACACCCUGGUUUGCUGGCAUCCUGACAGAGGAGGACUUUGAGAUUGUCAACCCACACAGGGCAUCCUUCCUGAGGCAGCUGCGUGACCUGUCAGCAAAGAAGCAAAGGAUCCUGAAGGACAAGUCGCUGUCAGAGGACCAGAAGAACAUCCUUCUGGAGGAACUUGCCUUGCCUAACCCAGCUGACCCUUCCAUGGCAGUCAGACUAGAAGAUCUAGGCUUGACCUUCCAGUUCAACCCAUCCUCUAAGGUCUAUGGCUACACUGCGUAUGAUCUCAAGCACAAUGGAGAAAAUGAGGAUGUCUCACUGGAUAACAUCGAGGAGUACAUCGAGCUUGUCACCGACUUCUGCUUCAACAAUGGCAUCAGGAGGCAGAUGGAUGCAUUCAGAGCUGGGUUUAACUUGGUGUUCCCAAUGGAGAAGCUGCACUCCUUCAGCCCGACAGAGCUUGGCAGUCUGCUAUGUGGUGACCAGGCCCCCUGCUGGACCAGGGAGGACAUUAUUACAUACACCGAGCCCAAGCUGGGCUACACCCGUGAGAGCCCUGGCUUCCAGAGGUUGGUAAUCGUCCUGCUUGGACUAACAGCGGAUGAACGUAAAGCUUUCCUUCAGUUCACCACCGGCUGCUCCUCACUUCCACCAGGAGGCCUUGCUAACCUGCACCCCCGACUGACAGUUGUGCGCAAGGUCGAUGGCAACGACAGCAGCUACCCCUCUGUGAACACCUGCGUCCACUACCUGAAGCUCCCAGAGUACUCCUCUGAGUGCAUCCUCCGAGAAAGACUGUUGGAUGCCACCAAGGAGAAAGGCUUCCACUUAAACUAGACAACACAUGGAUCUCAUGGUGUUCCAUACACCAGGUUUACAGCGAGAUAACGCCUAUCUACACUCCUGCAAAUUCAAACCAGGAUUCAUCAUAAUAUUGUACACGUGAAAUGAUGAAGGGUGUUAUCAUCUUAGUGCCAAGGAGGACUAUUCAAGAAUUAAUGGGAAUGAUGCCCUAUUGCCUCUGCAUUUAUGAAGAGUUGAUCCAAGGGGCAUUACUGUGUUCAGCCAUCAUUUGAUGUGGGCUUUCAUACCAUUCACCUGUAGAGCAGAACUCUAUCGUGUUACAUCAGGCUAUCAGUAAAC